AUUUUAACACUUCCGGUUCCAUCGCCCCGAAGUCAAUGGAUUUUUUGAAUGGGAUUUUGGUUAAAUGGCUGAAAUAAGGUCUGUGGUGAACACAAGCUCAAGACAGUUUCACGUUUUAUUCUACAACAUAAAAUGCAUCAGUAUUACCCCACUUAUUACCCCACGUGAUUUUUUUUUAAGCUGUUAUGUGUCUUGAAAAAGGCGGUUGCUAACAAGUGGCUAAAUGGGACUACACAGGCAGUCGGGGACAUUAAUUAUCAUCACUCUGAGAAGUCCUCAGGCAGAAACAUUCACCCUCUCAAGGUGGCACGUCUCAACUGUUUCACACGAAGAUCUGUUUCAAGACAGCCAUCAAUAUCUGGACGCUUGAGGACUACAGAGAUCUUCAGAGGGAAAGACACUAUCUUCAUUGGGAUCAAACGCAAAACAAAAAUACUAAUCCAAUGAAUCUACAUGUGAACUUUAUUGCUUUCUACUUGCUCAGGUCAGCCAGAUGAACACACACAUAACAGCCCACAAAGCCAAGGUAAGGCAUCAGUGCUUCUUCCUUAUCCUGUGCUUUCAUUUGGUCUGUGCUGGUGUGCCAGGUCCAUGUAAGCACUCUGUCACACAGGACCAUCUCCUGAAUUUAAAACGUCUGAUUAAGAACCAGCUGCAAAAUGGUUGUUCAAUAACCUACACUUUCACUGAACGCCAGAACCUGAGUGUUGUGUGUUAUGUUAAAGCAGCAUUUCCUCACAUUCUGGAGCUACUCAACACCCAAUUCAGCUAUGCUAAGGACUCCGACAAUUAUCGUUACACUAAUUCACUGAAGAACUUGAUCUACAACAUUUACUCCCAGAGAUGCAUCCCUCCAAUCAAUGAGGAGAUUGAGGAUAGCCCAACGAAGUUCAUAAGAAUCCACAUGACUUUGCCCAGGGCAGCUUUGGAGAAAGCUGAGGAAGUGAUUCGCAUGUAUAUGGGUCUAAUGACUCAGAGCGACAAGCCUGUGGACUGGAACUGUGAGGAGGAGUACACAGAGGAUUACCCAGAAUCCACCACUGAACCUCUCAGCCAAACAGCAGGUGCCUCUGAAUGCCCCUGCAUUUGUCCAACACUGAGCAGUGGAUCAUCUAGGACAUCUACAUCCACAAGCCAUUGGAAUAUUUAUUUGAAAUCUACUCCAUCCCCACAAAGAUCAUCUUUUUCACCUGUGGUAACCUUGCAGGGUGGUAAUGAGAGAACUAAACAAUUCAAGUCUGCUGUCCCAGUAGCCAAACACCAAACACUAGCUCCAGGGACACCUACCACAUGGAGAUCAAUGCAAGGACAUUUACCCAACUUCCUCUUUGGUAGCAAUCCAGCUUUACCUGAAGAAACUUCAAAUUCAGUGAUGCAAAAUAUGCCAUCAUCGGAUCUUUUCCCUUCAUUUACAAAUUCUAAGGAUGUAUUUCCGAGCAGAACUGACUCAACUGUUCAGUCAACUGCAUCUGGCCCCUAUCAAAAAAACACAAGAGAUAACACACAGGACAGUGUGGAGAGGAGCACGCCGCUUUUACUUGCCAAGAGGUCUUUAGAUUCUAAAAGCCAGAAAGGACCAUCCAGUUCCUAUGUGAAAUUAUCCCAGAACAGGGUUACUGCAACAUCUGAGCCAACAUAUAAAGAUAUAAAGAGUACAGAGAUAAAAGGCAAGUCUUUCCAGACAAGUAAACACAUUGUACCAGUCACAACCACAGUUAUGUCUUCUUUGAAAGCAGCUGCACAUUCAUCAGGUCUGAGCAUCCUUGUUGAACAGCCAGGUCAUCUAAACAGCCCUCCUGAAAAUUUCCAAACACACACCCAAAGUCCGGUGAGGAUGCCAAGGAAUUUCAUUGGAACCAUCCAUGAGGCAAAGCUCAGCAGGGACAGCAAAUCCCAGGAGGACAGGAAGGGGAUGAAAGACCAGACUCAUCCAGACAGAGAAACACAGAGGAACUCUGCCACAGAAGAAUCAUCCAGCAGUUCAAUCAUCUCUUUUGACACUGUGCUCAUAAUUACUCUAGGGUGCGGUGGACUUCUGCUCAUAACUGUCCUAUUUUACAGACAGCAAAAAGUAAGUGACCCACAGUGGAUUUUUGCCCUGCUGAAAAGACCCGGUUAGACUGGCCUCCUCGUCAGAGCUGGUGUGGUGUUGGUCUAGCCUAAGAAGCCUUCUGGGACCAGUAGACAAACAUAUGCUGGUGACUAGCUGGUGGUCUUUUCAGCAGGGUGUCCCAAGCAGAAAAAUCAACAUUCUUUAAAGUUUCCAACAUGAAGGAAAGACACAUCAAAAAGAACAGAAAUCCAGAGGUGAUGGAGUUAAUUAUUUAUUCAAAACAAACCGUAAAUUGAGAGAGAAAAUAUCAGCAGGUUGCAUUUUCUCAUUCUGUAGCCUGUAUGGAUUUAUAAUAUGUUUUAAAUGUCAAAGGAUGUCUACAACCAGGAUGUAGUACUGGAACAGGAAAUUAAUUAUCUGACAGGUGGUCCAUUGACAUGAUAAAUGAAAUAUGAAAAUAUUUCAAGCAUUCUUGCACAAACUAAACCUGACACAUCCAUCUUGUUCUCUUUGCACAUUUUGCCCUGGCAAACUAUUCAUGGCAUCUUGAAUGGAAAAUAUCGAUAAUUCGUAGAAAAAGAAAAGAGAGCUAAUUUUUCUUUCAUGUCAGGUCAAGAUAAUACAAAUAUAAAUUGAGUGUAUAUAAAUAAAUAAAUAUAUACUGUAUAUACAGGCCAGGUGGGAUGAAGCCACAUUCUUCAUUCAAAUAACAUUCAUGGAGCCACACUCAUUAUUCAAAUAAUUAUUCUAAUGAUUUGCUUGGCUCACAUUGAUAAAAGGAAACUAACAACAAUAUAUUUUGUGCACUACUAAAGAACAAAUGAGUAAAACAAAUCAAAGAACCUGUUGAUGUUGGUGCUUUGUGGAACAUGGAACAGUCAGCAUUAGCAGUGUGUUUGUCCUUAAAACUACCCAUUUACAAUAAAGCAAUCUUAUGUUA
Molecule: messenger RNA, 2993 nt
Organism: Ctenopharyngodon idella (grass carp)
Lineage: Eukaryota; Metazoa; Chordata; Actinopteri; Cypriniformes; Xenocyprididae
Gene: csf1a
Product: colony stimulating factor 1a (macrophage)
Exons: 8
Coding region: 494-2119 (541 amino acids)
Cellular component (GO): membrane
Molecular function (GO): cytokine activity; growth factor activity
Source: RefSeq, a predicted model, not a curated record